Messenger RNA from Cyphellophora attinorum, 1188 nucleotides. Its product is annotated as Aldose 1-epimerase. Bases 1 to 1188 code for a protein of 395 amino acids. NCBI's taxonomy places the organism in Eukaryota, Fungi, Ascomycota, Eurotiomycetes, Chaetothyriales, Cyphellophoraceae. Gene Ontology annotation, molecular function: carbohydrate binding; aldose 1-epimerase activity. The record is from RefSeq and is a predicted model, not a curated record. Gene Ontology annotation, biological process: beta-D-galactose catabolic process via UDP-galactose, Leloir pathway; glucose metabolic process. The transcript has 2 exons.
AUGUAUUUCAAGUCGCUACUGGCUGUAGCCAGCUUGGCUUCUGCUGUUCUCGCACAGGAUUCUCAUCUCCAGGAGUACACCAUUCAAGUGGAGGGCAUUACGGCCAAGUUCAUCCCGUACGGAGCUCGCCUCACGUCUUUGCUUGUUGCGGACCGAGAUGGCAGCGAGCAGGAUGUCGCGCUUGGGUAUGACGACCCAGCUCAGUACAUCAUUGAUACUGAGACUAAUCAUACUUACUUCGGUCCCGUCGUUGGACGCUACGCGAAUCGCAUUCGCAACGGCACAUUUGACCUGAACGGGCAGACUUACAACAUUCCCAAGAACGAAAACAACGGCACUGACACGCUACACGGCGGUGACGUGGGCUAUGAUCAGCGCAACUGGACUGUGGUAGCCAGCAACGACAGCUCUAUCACAUUCAGUCUCCUCGAUACAGGCUUCGAGGGCUUCCCGGGGACCGUCUUGACCAUCGUCUCGUACGCGGUCUCGGUAUUCCCAUCCGGACCUCAAGGCGAGUAUCGGCCUCGCUUCACAUCGACAAUCACUGCACAUGCAUUGGACGAGCCUACACCGAUCAUGCUGUCCAACCACAUAUACUGGAACCUCAAUGCCUUCAAAGCUCAAACAAUCGAGAACGAUACAACACUGUGGAUGCCGUACGCAGACCGCUGGAUCAAGACAGAUGGCAUCCUCAUUCCUACUGGCGAAAUCGGCACGACUGCUUCGACGCCAGGACUCGACUUCACCUCUCCCAAGACCAUUGGCGAAGCCAUCGCAGACGCAGAAGGCCUUUGCGGUACCAACUGCACUGGCGUUGACAACGCCUUCAUCAACGACAGACCAGUCUACGUUGGAAGCGACACCAACUUGAAGGUGCUCUCCCUGUGGUCAAAUACCACCGGGAUUCUGAUGGAGCUGAGCCACAAUCAACAAGGCACGCAGAUCUACACCUGCAACGGCCAAGGCGGUCCCCACCCAAUACCUAUCAAGAAGUCACAAGCCGACCGUAAUGGCAACAGCACAGGCUCUACUGAGUACGUGCAGAAGUACGGCUGUAUUGUCAUUGAGCCGCAAGCGUGGAUCGACGGGAUCAAUCAUCCAGAGUGGGGUGUAGACAAGUACGAGAUCUUCUCGCCUGAGACUGGGCCGCUGAACUUCUACUCGACUUAUGACUUCUCGACCUUUUGA